GGGGUAAAUGUACAGCAACAACGUGAGCGAAUCUUGAACUGGAGUACGCUGUCCUCUACAAACGCGAUUCCAAGGCACCACUCCCCGCUGUGGUCUUGGUUAUCUGGCAUCUUAUCGAUACGAUAUAUAAGCUGCAGUCCACUGCUCUCUCUCAAAACCUCUCAAUAGCCUCCAUACCACGGGGACAAGAUGUCGGCCUUCUUCACUCAGCUUUUCGAAUCCAUAUUCACACCUGGGCCCACCCCUACCCUCCUCGUCGCAACGAACGUCUCAUUCGCAUGCCUCCAACUCGUCCUUCUCGCUCUUCUCAUCGCAACGUACAGCGUUCAUUUUGUGAUACUCUCAUUUCUGAGCGCUGGGCUAUGGUGGUCAAUCAACUGGUUUGUCGCCGAGUUGAAUGCCGCUCAGGCACGGGAGGACGAGAAGAAGCGUCGCAUGGAGGAGACUGCAGCCGGGGACGAUACGGAGACGGAAGCAGAAACCGUGAUAGAUACUGGCGAUGCUGGAUUUAGCAGCAAAGAAGUGGAACCUCUGGAGCGAAAGGGCGAAUUAAAGGAUCGUGGACAUUCGACUGGUACUAAAUCUGAAAUUAGUACGGAGGAUGAGUGGGAAAGAGUUUCGGAGAAUGAGAAGGACAAAUGAAGAAGCAUAUUCAAGCAGAUGAGACAGUGCCUAUGUUUGAACUUAUACCCAACAUUGUGGAAGGCUGUAUACAUCUACGAGUUACGAAUGGUGGGAUUCAUUUGCCUAUAGCUUAUCGAGGCUCUAGUCAAGACUUUGGAAGUGCCAC
Molecule: messenger RNA, 790 nt
Organism: Mollisia scopiformis
Lineage: Eukaryota; Fungi; Ascomycota; Leotiomycetes; Helotiales; Mollisiaceae
Product: Pkr1-domain-containing protein
Exons: 2
Coding region: 190-642 (150 amino acids)
Biological process (GO): vacuolar proton-transporting V-type ATPase complex assembly
Cellular component (GO): endoplasmic reticulum membrane
Source: RefSeq, a predicted model, not a curated record